Molecule: messenger RNA, 3881 nt
Organism: Callorhinchus milii (elephant shark)
Lineage: Eukaryota; Metazoa; Chordata; Chondrichthyes; Chimaeriformes; Callorhinchidae
Gene: haus6
Product: HAUS augmin-like complex, subunit 6
Exons: 17
Coding region: 99-3320 (1073 amino acids)
Biological process (GO): spindle assembly
Cellular component (GO): HAUS complex; mitotic spindle microtubule
Molecular function (GO): microtubule binding
Source: RefSeq, a predicted model, not a curated record
GUGAGAGGAGGAGAGCAGCGGCUUCACCGUUUUAGUUUCGUUAAAAUCCAGCCUCGGGGACCGUCGUCUCUGAGGCAACAACGAAACCGACGGCGCAAAUGGAGGCGGCGGCGACGAGCGGCGCGAAGGAGCGGCUGUGGAGCGCGCUGCUGGCCCUGGGCUUCAGCGCCCCGGAGGAGGCGGGCAGACUGCCGGCGGUGCCCAGGGGCGGCGUGUGGAGGGGCAGCUCCCGGACCGUGUUCGGCAAGAAUAUGUUUGACAAGCCAAACAUGGAUGCAUUUCAAACUGUGGCACAUUACUUAUUUGUGAUGUUGGAUCAAACCCGUUCCAAUUCUCUAUUCAGGGAUUGCUGGCCUAUUUAUGAUAAGAAAAUGGCAGUUGUCUUUAGAAAAGCGUGUUAUGAGUGGCUGAAGAAAAUUGCGGAUAAAGUUGGAAGCACUUUUCCUCAAGUUGUGGCUUCUUUGUUUCUUUCUCCUGGAGGUCCUAAGUUUAUUAAUCUCAUGUACCAUUUUUCAAAAUAUGUGCUUAUUCAAAAAUAUAAUGAGAAAGCUGCAAGAAAGAAUUCCUGGCUACCCAUUGAAAUGAGCGGAAAGCAACAAAAUCUCCAUUUGGCAGCAAUGAAAAGUUGCAUUGCAAGCAACCGUUUUUUAGAAGGAAUUCAGAAGGAAGCUUUUGUUGUUGGGGAGUAUCAAAAAAAGGAAGAAUUAUUGGUGAAGGAAAAUAAAAUUUUAAGGAAACCGAGUUCUGAACAGAAACAUUGUCUGGAAAAGAGUUCCUGUGGAAAUGCUCAAGAACAACUUAUUCAGAAACAGAAAGAGCUACAAGCGAUGUGGAAUGUGGUAAUGGAUACACUGUCUCAGUUGGAAAGAGAAACAGACGCUAUAGAGUCUAUAGUGAAAGGGAAUGCAAACCGAUAUACGCUUGAUGGUACCAAUGCCGCAAUAAAAGUACCAAGACGAUUGCUUCUUAAGGCUGAAGAUGAAAUGGAUCAGAUUGGCAACCUGUAUGAGGCUGGUAAACUAAGCAUGAGAGCAAUAAUCCAGCUAUGUAAUUCGUCCCUCAAACUUUGUGAAAAGGAGUAUCAUCAAAUUGGUACUGUAAAAUUGGGAGCACAUCAUGAUUACUUGAAAAGGGCGACAAAAAUUCUGAAAUGCGAACUUUCUGAAAUGGAAGAUAAAAGCCAGAAGAUAACAGAAAUCGUUGUCCCUUCUAUAAAACUCUCAAUUACCAAGAUGGAAAAUGCCUGGGAUAAAAAAUGGGAGCAGUAUCUGAGCAGAACUGGCUUUUCUCCUGUGAAGAAAAAGUAUCCUGUUCUUGAUCUUCUUCCGGUCAUGCCAGCAUGGUCUUUUGAAGCAGCUUCAGAAGAAGUUUACAAAAACAGCGUGUUUUGUUCCUAUCCUGCAUUGCUUCCUGUUUCUCCUGAAAAAACGAGAGCAAGAGAUUCAAAAAAAGAUGACUAUUGUAUAACUAGCCUUUCACAGAGGUUUAGUCAUCAAAACUCAUUAAAAUCACUCUUCUCUCAAAGGUUGAUUGCACAUCCUGUAGAUCCAACAGAAGAGCGUUUUCAAUGUCUUAUGGAGAACAUCACUGAAAUGCCAGUUACAAGUUCGCAGCUUCAUGGAUAUGAACCUCUGACUCCGUAUUUGAAAGAGAUGGAAAUAGAACAGAAGGAUGAAACUCCACAUUCAGUGUGCUUGAAGAAAACUAAAGACGCUCUUAAGAAAAGAGAUGAUCUGUUUCAGAAGGCGAGUGAUCAAUUGGCAGAGGAGGUCGCCAAUGCAAUUGCUGCUGAUUCACCUCAGUCAUCUGAGCCAAAAGGUAUGGCGCUGGACAAAAUAUUUGAGUCUAUAUUGACGGACCCCUUUGUGACACGAGCAGAGCUACCGAGAACACCAGAAAAUUUGAUUACAGACAUCAAGAUGUCCUGGAGAUGUGCAGUUCAGGAGACUGAGCGUGAACAAGAGAAACUCCUAAAUGAGAUGCCAUCUUCACCUACAACACCUGAUGAUUGUGGCGAAAUUCCUAUUUUGUUGCCAGAAGAGUCUCCAACUCCCACAUCAAAAAAUGUUUCCGAUUGGCCUACAAAUGAAGGAAACAUUUCCCUGAAUUCUGCUGAAAUUCUGGAUACGAAGCAAAGUUGUUAUAAUUCACCGGAUAGAAAAAAGGUGCCAUCGGUGUGGUCAAGUUACUGUCUUUUGGAUGAGAACACCUCAUCUUUUGAAAAAGAAGUGAUUAAUUUAGGAUAUCUCUUGCCCAAAACAAAUGAGAAUGGGAAUAGGAACGUGUUUCCCAAAGCAGAUGUUGAAUGGAGGAGCAAAGCAGUGGGUUCUUUAGAUAACAGCAAAGGAUCAAACAUCUGUUGCUCGGGCCUUGGAUCAGAAGAUAUAUUUGAUUAUUUCUCUUCUGGCAGUACAUGUAACUAUGCAGAUCAUGAGUUGAGUAAAGAACCCACCAUGGCUUUCAAACCUCAAAUGUCAGAUUCUGGGGAAGAUUAUGCCUGCAAAUUGCUUAAAAAUAAUCUUGCUAGAAGUUUAAUUUCAGGAAAUGAGGCAAAUCCUGACCAGUGUUUUUCAUUUUUGAACCUUACAAAAUCAAAUCUGAACUCUCCCAUUAAGAAGGAGAAACUGUCAAAAUGUGUUGCAGUGGAAAUCUACAAGAAGUUUGCAGCUUUUGAGAACUCUGGAUCCUCUUCGUCUCUUGGUACAGAAUCUGACUUGCAGGAUACAUUGCCAUGGAAUGAAUCUCAAAGGCUUUCUGGUGAUGGUGAAGAUGGUGGAAUUUUACAAGAGACCAUUCCAGAUGAGCAUGGAAAUGAAAGUUGGAACAGUCCUAUAAAUGUGAAUACUGAUCAAGUCAAUACUUGUGGGACAUUCAAAUCAGACCUACAAGCUCUACAGAGUAGAUAUAAUCGGCUGCGGAAGACUUGUUUGGGUACAAAUACUAUAUAUGGUGCAAACCAGGAGCAAUGUUUAACUGAAAAUGCUGAAGCAGUUCAAUUUGAUAGUAAAGAUGAAAGUGAAUUAGGGCUUGAUGAUGUAGACUAUUAUGAUAAUUUGGGGUCAAUAGAUAAACGUGAUUCUGUGGAUAAAUGCUUCUUCCUGGAUCAGAAUUUCUUGAGGACUCCUUCACCAGUAUCUUCACAACAUCAAAUUCCAUCUCUUGGUUUAUUUCUAUUGAAUGACUCUGUUCCUGAAGAUGAAUUUUAUAAGAUCCAGCUAUUAGAGAAAAAAGAACCACAAAGGAAGUGUACUUCCAGCUGUGAAAAUUCUGUAUAUGAAGAUACUCUUCCAGAUGGAGUGGAACAGUUAAUAAACUUUUGAUGCACUUAAUUUGUACAUAUUGUACAUUCUAAUUUACAUAAGGUAGUGACUAAUCACAGUAUUAAGAACAUUCCAAUACCUUUAAAUCUUAUGAACUUCAUCUUUGAGGACCUUUUCACUUCUCUGGUUCAAAUCAGCCAAGAUGGAUGAGUACUUUACAAAUUCCUUAUCCGGAUUACCAAGGGCCUAAAUAAAAUCGUUUGUGACUUAUUCUGUUCACUGCAUGGUCCUCUAAGGCACUGAUCUGCCCAUAAAUUAGAGAUAAUUGUUUUUUUGAGAAAUAAGAGAAUCAGUGGGGUACAGUGGAGGCUGUUUGGAUUAAGGCAUGCAUCUAGGGCAGACUGUUUUACCUAAUUUGAUGCUGUAUUCUGGCACUAUCUAGAGCAAGUGGAAAUGUUCUUUCUAUUCCUUGAUGUUGACAUUAUUUGCCUUAAGCAACAGAUUUGUUCCAAAAUUAACAGUCUUCUGGUUAGCCUCUAAUUCACUCUUGAAUUGCUAAACUAUUGUUUUUAUCUAAUUGUACGUAUCAUUAUGCUGUUUGUAAUAAAGUAAUGUAAUAUG